AAAGACAGCGGCUGGAACCAAUCAGCGAAUCAGCUCCGACCAAGGUUGGCGCGCUCGCGCCACUGUGUCGUGGCCGUUACUGGUAGCGCGCGCAGAGGCUCAAAAUCAUGGAGGAUACUCAGGCUAUUAACUGGGAGGUUGAAGAAGAGGAGGAGACAGAGAGACCCAGUGACUCAUUGGGGAGUAGCUUGGAGCCCUUAGGGCGACUGCGUAUCUUCAGUAGUGUCCACGGACCAGAAAAAGAUUUCCCACUGUACCUCGGGAAGAAUGUGGUAGGCCGAAUGCCUGACUGCGCUGUAGCCCUGCCCUUUCCAACCAUCUCCAAACAACAUGCAGUGAUUGAAAUCUUGGCCUGGAACAAGGCCGCUGUUCUCCAGGAUUGUGGGAGCCUCAAUGGUACGCAAAUCCUGAGGCCUCCUAAGUUCCUGAACCCUGGGGUGAGUCAUCAUCUGAGAGACAAGGAGUUGGUUGUCUUUGCCGACUUGCCUUGCCAGUACCAUCGCCUGGAUGUCUCCCUGCCCUUUGUCUCCUGGGGCCCCCUAACUGUACAGGAGACACCCAGGGUACAGGGAGGAGCUCAACCUUGGGGGAAUCUGUUGGCUGAGGACUCAGAAGAGGAAGUAGAUCCUUUUUCUGAAAGGUGUAUGGUGGAAGAACCAAGGACCAUGUUCCCCCUUUUGGCAACAGUUGUUCCAGAGAGUGAUGAAGAGGGGCCUUCUGCCCCAGAUGGUCCUGGGCCACCUUGUGCCUUCAACUUUGACAGUGACACAGAUGAGGAAGAAAGUCCACAACCAGCAGUAGGGGAGGCCUGCUCAGCUGCCACAAGAGAUGCCACUGCAGAGACAGAGCAGCCUAAAGCUGUCACAACUGAAAUCCACUGUGAAAUGAAUCAACAUUCAGGGAAGGAAAGGAACAACGACGCAAGAGCUGAGAGGGAUACAAGCAAUGGGGUGGUUCCAGUUGGGAUGAUUCUUGAGAGAAGCCAACCUGCUAAAGAGGACAGUGAAACAGGUGUGGAUGAUGAGAGCAGGCCUCCAGGAAGGUCAGCUGAGGUUCAUCUGGAAAGGGCCCAGCUUUCUGACUUCAUAGACAGUGACACUGACAUGGAAGAAGAAGAGAUUCCUGCAACCCCAGCUGUAGUUCCUGUGAAGAAGAGGCAAAUCUUCCAUGGUGUUAGUACAGAGAGUCCUGGGGGACCUGACCUGGCACAUCUUGAAGAGAGCUUGGCUGGUAGUGACACAGAUGUGGAGACUGAGUCCCCAUUCGCAGUCCCUCUGGGACGCAGCCAAGCCUCUAUGGUGAUUAACAGCAAUACAGAUGACGAGGAAGAAGUGUCAGCAGCACUCACUUUAGCACGUCUGAAAGAAAGCCAUGCUGCUGUGUGUAACAAAGAUAUAGAUAUGGAAGAGGAUCAAGCCCAACCUUUGGAUUUGUUUGAGCAAAGCCAAACCUCUUCUGGGAGAGACAGUGACACAGAAGUAGAGAAGGAGAAGUUCCCAGUAGAAAAGAGAGAAUAUGUUCACAAGGGUCACACAGGCAAAGUGUAUUCAGAAAAUAGCCAACCUCCUUUCAGGGCCAGUGUUAGAGAAGUGAAAGAAGAUAAGAGCUCAUCUGGAGUCUCCCUGGAAAGAAGCCAAGCCUCUACCAAAGUGGGCAUCAGCACACAAGUAGAAGAGGAAAUGCCCCCAGGACCAGCUGUUAUACUUCCAGAGAAGCAUCAGGUGCCUGUGUCGUGGACAAGUCAAACAAAUGUGAAAGCAGAAGGGGGUCCAGCAAAGCUACCUGUGAUGCAUCUAGAGGAAGCCCAGCCUCCUCCAGGUGGGGACAGUGAAGCAGAGGCUGAUGUAAGAAAGAGUCAGUUUCUAACAGAAGGGGUUGUUGGGACAGAGUGGGUUGUAUCUGUUCUUCAGCAGGAGGGAGUUCUUGAGGCAGGGGCCCAGGGUGAGCCACCUGUAGCACAGGUGGAGCAGGACCAUCUUGUCUCAAGGGAGAAUGUAACAGCUCUCUUGGUAGACACAGGUACUCCAGGAGAACCCAACCAGCCACAGAGAAAGGGAUUUGCCCAGCCCCCCAGAGAAAGAGGGAGAGAACCAUGUGUGGACACGACCAAGGACUCUGGAGACAACCAUGAUGAUUCUGAAAAUCUGGACCUACAAGCUACCCAGUGCUUUGUGGAGAGAGAGAAUCAGAGCAUGGAAGGUGCCCUGGAUGAACCAUGGGAGGUCUUGGCUACACAGCCAUUCUGUCUAAGAGAGUUUGAGGCCUCAGAUACCCAGCCUGUUUCUGCCCACCUUGAGGCCUACGGCUCUUGCCCCUUUUCACCUAAGGCAACACCUCAAGACCAACAUCCAGAAAGCCCACUUCAUGCAGAGCCACUGGGUAUUCAAGACAGAGGGAUGCAGACUGCAGAGAAAGGCAUGAGUAUACCAAGAGAAUCAGCAGAGAGGUUGACCCUGGAGGGAGGGCCAUUAGGAAGGGAAAUCAAAACACUGCCACAGGAAGGACUGAGAGAAAAUGUGAUGAGAGAGGAAGAAUUAACCAGGGUGAUGAAGGACAGAGAACAAAAACAGGUGUUAACUAGAGACACUCAGAGACAAGAGUCCAAUAAAAUGGUGAAAAGUAGAUUUAUGGAAAGGGAUAUGGAGAGUUUGAAGGUAGAAAUUGAGACACCCAAGGAAUUACAAGAGAUAGUAAAGCAGGCUCUUGCAAAAGAAGUAUUUGAGAGAGAAGCAGAAAAACCAGCACCAGAGAGAAAGUGUGAUCCAGGUGGAUUAGAAGUCAGCAUACCUAAGGUCAUACUGGAGGGAAGUGCAGAUAAACUGGAGACAAAAAGAGGGAGCAUGGAACAGAAAGGGAAGGCCUCCAGCCCAACACUGGAACCUGAAGGAGGGGCAGGAGACCUUAUGGGACUCUCUUCAGCCCUAAUAGCUUCUGGGAGCCAGUCAGGUGGAAGAAGGGGAGCCCCAUUAAGCCACGGGAGGUGGCAGAGAGGCCACUUGAGUUGCAAGAUGCCACCUGCAGAGAGAGUCUCUAGGGGUGAUCCAGAAUCCCUAGAUGCUUGUGUGCCUCCGAUGGUACCUGAAGCCUCAGUCCCAGGCCAAAACCCCCUCAUCUGUCAGAACCAGAAACAUCCUGCUCCUCAGCCCCUCUUUGCUCCCUCUCCACCUUUUUUAGAACCACUCAUUCCCAGAACCAGGCAAAAUGGGAGCCAAGAAGUUUUAGAGAAUCCGUUGUCUUCAGAGUUGGACCUUCUUCAUGCAAAACCCAAAGUCCGGCCCCGGAGGUGCUCCAAAAUGACGUCCUCUCCAGUUUCUUCUGUAGCCUCAGAAUCCCACCCUUCCGCCUCCAAAGACAAGCCUAUCACCCCUGAGCCCACAUCUCGGGCCACUCGGGGCAGGAAACAGAGGUCCUCUGUCAAGACCCCUAAACCAGUUGUCCCUGCAGCCACUGAGUGCCAGCCUUCCACUUCCAAAGACCAGCCUGUCACCCCUGAGCCCACAUCUCGGGCCACUCGGGGCAGGACACAGAGGUCCUCUGUCAAGACCCCUAAACCAGUUGUCCCCGCAGUCACUGAGUGCCAGCCUUCCACCUCCAAAGACCAGCCUGUCACCCCUGAGCCCACAUCUCGGGCCACUCGGGGCAGGACACAGAGGUCCUCUGUCAAGACCCCUAAACCAGUUGUCCCCACAGUCCCUGAGUGCCAGCCUUCCACCUCCAAAGACCAGCCUGUCACCCCUGAGCCCACAUCUCGGGCCACUCGGGGCAGGACACAGAGGUCCUCUGUCAAGACCCCUAAACCAGUUGUCCCCACAGUCCCUGAGUGCCAGCCUUCCACCUCCAAAGACCAGCCUGUCACCCCUGAGCCCACAUCUCGGGCCACUCGGGGCAGGACACAGAGGUCCUCUGUCAAGACCCCUAACCCAGUUGUCCCCACAAUCCCUGAGUGCCAGCCUUCCACCUCCAAAGACCAGCCUGUCAUCCCUGAGCCCACAUCUCGGGCCACUCAGGGCAGGACACAGAGGUCCUCUGUCAAGACCCCUAAACCAGUUGUCCCCGCAGUUCCUGAGUGCCAGCCUUCCACCUCCAAAGACCAGCCUGUCACCCCUGAGCCCACAUCUCGGGCCACUCGGGGCAGGACACAGAGGUCCUCUGUCAAGACCCCUAACCCAGUUGUCCCCACAAUCCCUGAGUGCCAGCCUUCCACCUCCAAAGACCAGCCUGUCAACCCCAAGGCCAUAGCUCAGAGUGGUUGGAGCAGGACACUGAGGAGAGGAAGUGCUGUGCCAGUUCCUGCCACCCCUGAAUUCCAGUCUCCUGGCUCCACAGACCAGCCUAUUUCCCCUGAGCCCAUCCCUCAAACCAAUUGCAGCAGGAGGCCAAGGGCCACUAGGAAGAAUGGGUCCCUCACAACUCCCAUUGUCUAUGAACCCUGUUCUGCACCCCUUGAACCUAACUUCCAAUCCUCAAGGAACCAAAGUCGAGCACUGAGAGUAUCCAAGUCCCUCAGAGCCAUCCCUAAGCCUGCCUUUGCCCAGCUUCCUGAGGCAUCCACUCAUGUUUCCCAAAUCCAAAAGGUAGAGGCAGGAGGUAGAUAUGAGUUCACUCCAAAGACCCAGCCUAAGGCCUUUCGAAACCGCAAGAGGCCUUUCAGUGCUGUGGAUUCAUCCCCACUUCAAAAACAGCUCCAAAGAGAGGAAGUCCAUCAGAAGACAGUGUUCCUCAAGAAAGGGGAAGACCCCACAGAGAAGGAAGAGGAUAUAGUCACUCCAGGGCCAGGCAAGAGAAAGAAAGGCCAAGCUGAGGAGCCAAAGGCAGUGCCAGGCCGUAGCCUCCGUCGGACCAAACCUAAACAGGAGUCUGCAGCCCCCAAAGUGCUCUUCACAGGAGUGGUAGAUGCCCGAGGAGAACAGGCAGUGUUGGCCCUGGGGGGAAGUCUGGCCAGCUCAGUAACAGAAGCUUCCCACCUGGUAACUGAUCGAAUCUGCCGGACAGUCAAGUUCCUGUGUGCCCUGGGGCGGGGGAUCCCUAUCCUCUCCCUGGAUUGGCUGCACCAGUCCCACAAGGCUGGUUGUUUCUUGCCCCCGGAUGAAUAUGUGGUGACUGAUUCUGAGCAGGAAAAGAACUUUGGCUUCAGCCUCCGUGACUCUCUGAGCCGGGCUCGUGAGCGAAAGCUGCUAGAGGGCUAUGAGAUUCAUGUGACCCCUGGAGUCCAGCCACCUCCACCUCAGAUGGCAGAGAUCAUCAGUUGCUGUGGAGGCACUGUCCUACCCAGCAUGCCCCGGUCCUACAAGCCUCAGAGAGUUGUGAUCACAUGCUCCCAGGAUGUUCCUCGAUGCAACACACCAAUUCGAGCUGGGCUGCCCAUCCUCUCACCUGAGUUCCUGCUGACAGGAGUGCUGAAGCAGGAAGCCACGCCAGAGGCUUUUGUUUUCUCCACUCUGGAAGUGUCAUGCACCUGAAAAUCCACCCCAGUACCCUUUUCCCUCCCAGACCAAUAAAUACUUGGAAAAUAUUUGGAGAAAGAAUGUGGGGCAUUAAAAGGAUUGGGGUAUACCAA
Messenger RNA from Artibeus jamaicensis (Jamaican fruit-eating bat), 5557 nucleotides. RefSeq names its product mediator of DNA damage checkpoint 1 (gene MDC1). The record is from RefSeq and is a predicted model, not a curated record. Lineage: Eukaryota; Metazoa; Chordata; Mammalia; Chiroptera; Phyllostomidae. Gene Ontology annotation, biological process: positive regulation of transcription initiation by RNA polymerase II. Gene Ontology annotation, molecular function: protein binding. The coding region runs from base 108 to 5459 and encodes 1783 amino acids. The transcript is spliced from 14 exons. Gene Ontology annotation, cellular component: nucleus.